This is a messenger RNA of Penicillium manginii, 909 nucleotides long. RefSeq lists its product as uncharacterized. The record is from RefSeq and is a predicted model, not a curated record. The coding region runs from base 1 to 909 and encodes 302 amino acids. The transcript has a single exon. Lineage: Eukaryota; Fungi; Ascomycota; Eurotiomycetes; Eurotiales; Aspergillaceae.
AUGCGCUUCACGAAUGGCUGCUACGACACGAUUAACCCUCGAGAUACUUUUCAGGGUGAUCGUCAUCCAUAUUCGUACUGGACAGAGCACACACCAUUCUACCUACGAGAUGAAUUUCAGGACGCACGUAUGAAGGUUCGGGAGCAUAUUCGACGCGAGAUGUCAUCGCCUCUUGUCGGUUCAGAAUUCACUCGAAUACAAGUUGGGCCGAGACAAGAAGCACGACUAUCGCUCGGCUCCCGUGAACGGAAACUGAACAGCUCCCGUGACCUGUCAUCAAAGAGAAGAGUGAGUUUGGCGGGAGCAAGAGAAAUCCAGAAGGCUCAUUUCCAUCAGCCCCAUGUGCCAUUGCCUGGUCAAGACGACGAAACCCCAUCCAAGCCGCCGAAAAAAGCGCCCAAGCCUUUUCAGAUGUGUGAUGAACCAGUGACUCGUUCUCUGGGUGGAUGUUGGUAUUUCAAUGACGCCCACCCUUCUGUCUCCCAGUCCCGAUACAAACGACAGAUUGAAGAGGCCAGACUUGAGGCGGAGCAAAAGAAAAUGAGGAACCUUGCCUGGCUAAUGGAAUACGAAACUUCGGGAACAUAUGGAUCUUCAAGUCCCGCCCUAGAUUUCUCUGAUGAGGAAUCAUACAGCGGCAGCCAAGAUGAUUUAUCUACCAAAUUCAUGCAGGACCUCCCUGGUCUGGACGAGACCUUUUUCGGCACCUAUCCUCUUAUCGAAACCGACUGGAUGAUGCCCUACUUACCGAGUGAUUACUUUCCUAACGACACAUUGUUCAAUCCAUACGUUGAGCAGGAUCAUAUGAUGCCCAGAGGGGACGUAGCUAUCGGUGAAAACGAUAAGAAUGACAAUCUGUACAAUGAGAAGCAUGUUUCGACGAUGUGGCAAGGGCCGAUGAAUUUCUAA